Acyrthosiphon pisum (pea aphid) is the source of this 1838-nucleotide messenger RNA. RefSeq lists its product as uncharacterized. The record is from RefSeq and is a predicted model, not a curated record. The transcript has a single exon. Bases 300 to 1838 code for a protein of 512 amino acids. NCBI's taxonomy places the organism in Eukaryota, Metazoa, Arthropoda, Insecta, Hemiptera, Aphididae.
CUCUGAACCACGGAUUUUCAAUGUCGUUAUUCGUGCGCCAUCAUAGACUCAUAACGUUUUACUGGUUUGCCUAUAUCGUAUUUGCGAUCACACGUCUAUUGUCAAUAAUAUUUUUAUCGUUGAAAAUCAUUUUUACUCGUGAGUUCUAUUAAUUGUUAUAGUGAACUCGGGCAGUUCAUCGUUUUAUCGGUACUUAUUCUUAAGCAGUGUAUUGAGUGAUCAUUUCGAGUGUUCGUUAACAUACGCGUGGAAAGCACUCUACUGUACGUUUGGAGCGGACGUCGUCGGACAACGAGAAAAUGUACGAACUACCUAGCCUGGUGAAAAUGGCGUACAAUGCGUGCAACGACAUCGAACGUAACAGGUUUGACUUGCUGAACUCACCCGACAUUGACAUGCGAAAUUGUUGCCAGUCGCUGUUAGAAUUAUUCAAAGUCGACAAAGACCAAGACGAGCGCAACGAUAGGCAGACAAUGUUUAGGCGGUCUCGGUUCGCCGUCAAUGACGAUAUGUUUAAACACAUAUGCGAGAAGGCAGCGUUCAACGGACACAUCGAUUGUCUGAAACUAGCACACGAGAUUGGCGUCCCUUGGGACACCGUGCCUGGAUUGGCCGAUUUCAGAGGUAAAGCGUGUGAUCUGGCGGCGAAAGCCGGCAAUCUGGAAUGUCUAAGGUACGCCUUUGAGAACGGGUGCCCUUGGGACGAGGAUACAUGCAGCUGCGCCGCGUUGAACGGUCACCUGGAAUGUCUAAGGUAUGCCUUUGAGAACGGGUGCCCUUGGGACGAGGAUACAUGCAGGUCCGCCGCGUUGAACGGUCACCUGCAGUGCCUAGCUUACGCACGGCAAAACGGGUGCCCUUGGGACCAGUAUACGUGCAGCAUCGCCGCGUUGAACGGUCACCUGGAGUGCCUGAAAUACGCUCGGGAAAACGGGUGCCAUUGGAGCAGGAAGACAUGCAGUAACGCCGCGUUGAACGGUCACCUGCAGUGCCUAGCCUACGCCUUUGAGAACGGGUGUCCCUUUGACGAGGAGACGUGCAGCAACGCCGCGUUGAACGGUCACCUUGAGUGCCUGGCUUACGCACGGGAAAACGGGUGCAAUUGGGGCAAGGAGACGUGCACGAAAGCCGCGUUGAACGGUCACCUGCAGUGUCUAGCUUACGCCUUUGAGAACGGGUGCCCUUGGGACGAGGAGACGUGCGGCAGCGCCGCGUGGAAUGGCCACCUGGAAUGUCUAAGGUAUGCCUUUGAGAACGGGUGCCCUUGGGACGAGGAUACAUGCUGGAUUGCCGCGUUAAACGGUCACCUUGAGUGCCUCACUUACGCACGGGAAAACGGGUGCCCUUGGGACCAGCAUACGUGCAGCUACGCCGCGUUGAAUGGUCACCUGCAGUGCCUAGCUUACGCCUUUGAGAACGGGUGUCCGUUUGACGAGAAUACGUGUACAGACGCCGCGUUGAAUGGUCACCUGGAGUGCCUGAAAUACGCUCGGGAAAACGAGUGCCAUUGGAACAAGAAGACAUGCCACUCCGCCGCGUUGAACGGUCACCUGCAGUGCCUAGCUUACGCCUUUGAGAACGGGUGCCCUUGGGACGAGGAUACAUGCAGCUCCGCCGCGUUUAACGGUCACCUGGAGUGCCUGAAAUACGCACGGGAUAAUGGGUGCCCCUGGGACGAGAAUACUUGCAGCUCCGCCGCGUUUAACGGUCACCUGGAGUGCCUGAAAUACGCACGGGAUAAUGGGUGCCCCUGGGACGAGAAUACUUGCAGGGUGGCCACGAAUAACGGUCACCUGGAGUGCCUGGCUUACGCACAGGAAAACGAGUGCCCCCUCUGA